UGUGAGGACGUGGCGCAGGGUUGGAAGCGGCGAACGCGUCAUGGGUCCGGCGACGGCGGCUUGCCGCGGCGAGGGGCCAAAGAUCGGUUCGCGCCGUUCCGGAUGAUUGUGGAGCGUAUUAACCGGAUAUGGAUCACUCGUAGUUGUAUUUGCGAAAUUCUGCGCGAUGGACACCGCGUCGGCCAAGCGCGCGUGGAUGGAGGACGCCGAGAACCGGAAGCGCGCCAAGAGCGCGAUGGCCACGGCGCCGCCGACUGGCUUCACGUCGCUCUCGAUGCUUGACCUCACGGACGACGGCAGCGCGCCGGACGCGAGCAUGGGCGGUCCGGCGCUGGCCCGCCCGACGCCUCGCUACGCAGGGGCACCGAUCGUGGGCUACAGCAGCUUGGCCGGGCAAUACCGCGAGCCGUCAACUGGCGACGACGACGACGACCUCGGCGACACAUUGGCCGACACGGAGAACAUUGAGUUUGUCGCGUCGCAGGCCAUCAUGGAGAUGACGCAGACCAUGCCAUUUUCGGAAAACAUGGUGUGUUUGCGCCUCCGGCUGCACCCGACGGUCGUCGCCAACUUGAGCGACGACUCGGUUGACAAGCUCGAGCGCGCGGGCCUCCUCGACGUCGAGUUUAGUCCGAUGCACAAGCCCUUGGUGUUUGGCCGCGAAAUCUUUACGGCGGCGCUCAACAACAAGAACGACUCAGCGCACGUCGAUAUCGCCAAGCUCAGCAAAGAGCACUGCGUCUUCGAGUGCGUCCAAGACACCAUGUCCAGCCGCGUCGUCGUGCGCAUCACGGACCGCAGCCGUAACGGCAUCAAGCUGAACGGCAUCACGAUGGUCAAGGACAAGCCCGCGACGCUCCAGCACGACGACAAGAUUACGCUUCUCUCGUCCAAGUCGGGCUCGGUGCUGCUAGGGUACAUUGUCGAAGACCCGCAUGUUGUCGGUGCGAACGCGACGACGACGGUGCCCCGCCUUCCGGACGCGGACCGGCCGCCCGUGACCAAGCGUCACAUCCAAGAAAAUGUAUUGGGCGUGUUGUUUUCGUCACCGCUCGUGGGGCGGGACGCGCACGGCCGCUUGCACCCAAUCGAGGAGCUCGAUUUGUGUCGCGAGUAUGACAACCUCAUCAAGACGCUCGAAGAUGCCUCCAAGCACGCGAGCACCAAGCCCGACGACCCAAGUGUGAUGCUCGUGCCGCGCGAGAUCGACGUCAACGUGCAGUUUGCCACGUCCAACAACUUUCAGUCGAUGAUGACGCUGGGCUGUCGCGCGUUGCACUUUUCCGGUCAUGGCGGACCCAAGUGCCUCUACUUUGAAGACCAAGAGAGCGCCGUGCACCCCAUGGUCGCCGACGAACUCCGCCGGAGCUUCUUUGGCGGACCCAAUGCUCCGCUUCGCCUUGUGGUCGUCCAAGCGUGUCACUCUCAGUACUGUGCCUCGGCGUUUCUUCAGUGCGGCAUCCCCCACGUCAUCGCCGUCAAGGUGGAAGAGCGUCUCGAAGACCAAGCAGCCAUCGUCUUUACCAAGAACUUUUACCUUGCUCUGGGGCAAGGCAAGAGCGUGGCCGAGAGCUUUGAGAUUGGUCGCCACGCCGUCUCGGUGUAUCCACACCUCCCCCACGCCGUCAAGGCGGCGUCGAAAUUUCAGCUGCUGCCCGAAGGCGACGACCACAACGAAGUGAUCUUCCCCAUGGUGGAGCUGCCGCUGGCCGAGUACGAGUCGCAGGUGCCGUCGUCGCAGCGGUUUCCGGUCGUCUGGUCGAGCAAACUGCCAUCGCUGUGCCAGCACUUCCGUCACCGCGAAGCCGACCAGUACUAUGUCUGCUCGCACUUUUCGACGACGAGCCAAACGCAAAAGUUUGUGUGGCUCGUGGGACCGGCGGGCGUCGGCAAGACGCAGCUCUCGUACGCGACCGCCCGGUACCUCGGCGCGCGCAAGGUCUUCCCCGCAGGCAUUCGCUUUGUGCACGUGGGCAAGAUCGUCGACGAGGACAUGGCGGCGCACAAGAACAACACGAUUUUGCUCGGGCACCGCGUGAUCGCCGCCAUCAAGCAGCGCGUGGCCACGUGGCUCACGCGCACCUUUGACAAUGCGACGAUCGAGCAGCACGGCCUCCUCGUGCUCGACGGCGUCGACCCGCUCCUCGAGCGCGAAGAGCCUGAUUUCAUCAAGUGGAUCGAGGCGCUCUGCACGCAGUACUCGAGCUUGCGGCUGCUCGUCACGGCGCGCAAGCAGGUGGUGUCGCCAGUCUUCCAGACGCACGGCGGCCGCAUGCAGCAUUUGCAUCCGUUUGGACCGGCGCAAGCGGUCGACUUGCUGCGACGGCUGCUCGGGAAGGACCGCGGCCUCUCGCUCUCCGAGUUGAGCGCGUCGCCGAUCGCAGCGCAAAAGAACCAUCCGGACCCGAACACGAAUCUGUCGCUCGUGCUCGAACAACACCCGGCGUUGCGUCAGACGGGCUUUCUGCCGCGCGAGAUUGCUGCGCUUGCCUCACGCCUCGUAGCGGCCAAGACGACGCCCCUCGACGCCUUUGUGAAUCCGUAAUCGCGACUUGAUCGAAGCACGUAUUGCGCUCAGACGCAAGUUGCGAGCAUGUUGGGACUCACACCUGCUGCCACCGGUAGAACUACAUCG
Messenger RNA from Saprolegnia diclina VS20, 2635 nucleotides. RefSeq lists its product as hypothetical. Gene Ontology annotation, molecular function: protein binding. The coding region runs from base 167 to 2545 and encodes 792 amino acids. The transcript has 14 exons. Lineage: Eukaryota; Oomycota; Saprolegniomycetes; Saprolegniales; Saprolegniaceae. The record is from RefSeq and is a predicted model, not a curated record.